GGAACCUCCCAGAAACACCCUUCAUUCCAUCCCCUCUCUUCCUAUAAAACCCCCCAACCCCUGCUCUUUCCCAUUAGCGCGAGCAUUAAAUAAAUUCACUACUUCAAACCACCGAAACAUUUCAAGAAAGAGGAGAGAAAUGGACGUGAGAAUGGUGGGCCUUGAAAACCCCUUCCUGUCAGCCCUCCAUCACAUGCUGCUGGACCAACAAAUCCUCCAAGACGAAGAGGGCCCCACACGCACCUACGUCCGCGAUGCAAAGGCCAUGGCCUCAACCCCUGCGGAUAUCAAGGAGUACCCAACGAAGUACGUGUUCGUGGUGGAUAUGCCGGGCAUCAAAUCGGGGGAUAUCAAGGUCCAGGUCGAGGACGACAACGUGCUUGUCAUCAGCGGCGAGCGGAAGAGGGAGGAGGACAAGGAAGCUAAGUACGUGAGGAUGGAAAGGAGGGUUGGCAAGUUCAUGAGGAAGUUCUCUCUGCCGGAGAACGCGAAUACGGAUGCAAUCUCGGCCGUGUGUCAGGAUGGGGUGCUGACUGUGACAGUGGAGAAGCUGCCACCUCCGGAACCCAAGAAGCCCAAGACCAUUGAGGUCAACAUCGCUUGAG
Molecule: messenger RNA, 605 nt
Organism: Magnolia sinica
Lineage: Eukaryota; Viridiplantae; Streptophyta; Magnoliopsida; Magnoliales; Magnoliaceae
Product: 17.3 kDa class II heat shock protein-like
Exons: 1
Coding region: 140-604 (154 amino acids)
Biological process (GO): response to salt stress; protein complex oligomerization; response to hydrogen peroxide
Source: RefSeq, a predicted model, not a curated record